AUGGCUGAGCCUUACGAAGACGGUUUCAUCGAGGAGCAGGAAGAGCAGGAGGAAGAACGCACAGAGGAAAAGAUCAUUAACGAAGAGUACAAAACGUGGAAGAAGAAUGCGCCUUUUCUUUAUGACAUGAUCCUCAGCACGGCGCUGGAAUGGCCGACUCUCACAACACAAUGGCUACCUGAUAAGCAGGAAGUGCCUGAUAAGCCCUAUUCGACUCACCGUCUCUUGAUCGGUACACACACCUCCAGCGAUGCGCAAAACUACCUGCAGAUCGCCCACGUCCAGCUCCCGAAUCCUACUGCCCCGAAUCCGGAUGAUUAUGAUGAGGAGAGAGGAGAGAUCGGCGGCUAUGGCGGCAGCUCCAAGAAGGCCCCGAUGGAGAUCAAAUUCAAUAUCGUUCAGAAGAUUGACCACAAAGGCGAGGUCAACAAGGCCCGGUACCAGCCUCAAAACCCCAAUGUGAUUGCCACGAUGUGUACGGAUGGCCGUGUUAUGAUCUGGGAUCGUUCAAAACACCCUAGUCUGCCCACUGGCACCGUGAAUCCGCAAAUGGAGCUUCUUGGUCACACAAAGGAAGGUUUCGGUCUUAGCUGGAGCCCUCACUCCCAGGGUCAUCUCGUCACAGGUAGUGAGGAUAAGACUGUGCGCCUUUGGGAUUUGACGACUUAUACCAAGGGCAACAAGGCCCUGAAGCCAGCUCGGACUUACACGCAUCACUCCUCCAUUGUAAACGAUGUUCAGUAUCACCCUCUUCACUCUUCGCUCAUCGGAACUGUCUCCGAUGACAUCACGCUCCAGAUUCUCGACAUUCGCCAGGCGGAGACCACCCGCGCCGCAGCAUCUGCCGAAGGUCAACACCGGGAUGCCAUCAACGCCAUUGCUUUCAAUCCUGCUGCGGAAACAGUCUUGGCAACUGGAUCAGCCGACAAGUCGAUUGGUCUUUGGGAUCUGCGAAACUUGAAGACCAAGCUUCAUGCUUUGGAGUGCCACAGUGAUUCGGUCACGUCGCUCUCUUGGCAUCCGUUUGAAGAAGCGGUGUUGGCCAGCGCCAGCUAUGACCGUAAGAUCAUGUUUUGGGAUCUCAGCCGGGCUGGCGAAGAACAGACCCCUGAGGACGCACAGGAUGGACCACCAGAGCUUCUCUUCAUGCAUGGUGGCCACACCAACCGUAUCUCUGAUUUCAGCUGGAACUUGAACGACCCAUGGGUUCUGUGCUCUGCUGCGGAAGAUAACCUGUUGCAAGUGUGGAAGGUUGCGGAUGCGAUUGUUGGAAAGGACUUGGACGACGUGCCGACGGAAGAGCUUGAGCCAUAA
Messenger RNA from Aspergillus terreus NIH2624, 1314 nucleotides. RefSeq names its product WD repeat RBAP46/RBAP48/MSI1 family protein. The record is from RefSeq and is a predicted model, not a curated record. The transcript has 6 exons. Gene Ontology annotation, cellular component: Rpd3L-Expanded complex; Rpd3L complex; nucleus. Gene Ontology annotation, molecular function: histone binding. Gene Ontology annotation, biological process: regulation of gene expression. NCBI's taxonomy places the organism in Eukaryota, Fungi, Ascomycota, Eurotiomycetes, Eurotiales, Aspergillaceae. Bases 1 to 1314 code for a protein of 437 amino acids.